Messenger RNA from Dermacentor albipictus, 5883 nucleotides. RefSeq names its product neutral amino acid transporter A-like. Gene Ontology annotation, cellular component: plasma membrane. Gene Ontology annotation, molecular function: L-glutamate transmembrane transporter activity; neutral L-amino acid transmembrane transporter activity; glutamate:sodium symporter activity. Gene Ontology annotation, biological process: L-glutamate transmembrane transport. Lineage: Eukaryota; Metazoa; Arthropoda; Arachnida; Ixodida; Ixodidae. The record is from RefSeq and is a predicted model, not a curated record.
UGCUGAUGGAAGCAUGAAUGUCCUUUAUUCCUGUACUCAUAAUGAUUGUGCUAUCCACUGAUGGCUUGUGCUAGAUUCAGGUGCAGAUGUAAAAGGAACAGUAACAUAGACUGCAAGUUAGCCUUUUGGUCAGAAACUGCAAUACUUGGCAUCAUAGUGCACGAUAGUGUUGGUAAACAAAACCUGGCACAUUUGGCCUGCACCGAAAAAUACAUAAAAUAAAGUACAAAGUAGAAGUGCAGGUUAUAUGCGAGUUUUACUUUCAGGCAUGGCUUUAGGGUAGGACACUCUGUAUUGCCAUGAAGCCCUACCUGAAAGCCAAAAUUUCCAUAUAAACGUCUAUUGUACUGCCAGGAAGCUGGGCACUACACUUCAGUCUGAGGCUGUAGUGAAAGCAGUCAUCAGUGAGCACAGACAAAACAAGAUUAUUUCUGGAGCUCUGCCUCAUGCUGAGAGUGGUUCUGAAUUCGUAAUUAUUAUAUUAUUACUAUAAUUAUUAUAGUCCGCUAGCUCAGGCUGACCUCUCUGUCUUCCACAAAAUUCUAUCUCUGAUUAUUAUAGAUAUAUUUGUUUUGUCCUCUAGAGCUUGUGCAGGUUUUCCUAAGCUUCAGAGGUUGUAUUUUGCAGUGCAGGUUAUUCAAAUGGGCAAGCUGUAUGAAGGAAAAUGUGGCACUUGCUAACUACUAGAAGUUGCAACAACACACUGCUCCAGAUUACUUUGUUCGCCAGUGGCUGUUCUGAGAGUUCUGUUUUUCAUGAAGUCAUUGCUUACUAUUAACAUGUUGCAAGGCACCACGGGCGUGCAUUUUCACUUAAGUAUAAAAACAAUUGCCUGCAAUUAGCAUCUAUAUUUUUGGUACUGUCAUUAACUGUAGAUGGCUUUCAUUGACACAUCUGUUGCAUUGUCUUGUCAGUUGCAUAUUGCCACAACAAAGCUGAAAGCUGCAUUUACUGAAGCACUAAUGUGCAGACAAUGUGCUUGUCAUGUAUACAUACAGGCAUAAUAUUAGCAUAGCUGCUAUGCAGGAAAGCACAUCUUUUUCUGUUUUGUCUUGUAGUGUUGGCAAUUGUAAGUAAUAAUUCUUUUAUGUACAUGGCAGAAACAGAUAUAUAUUCACUUUUGAUAUAUGUAUGUGUAUAUAAUUGCUAGGGCUGUGUUGAUGAAACAUUUGACAAAAGCCAGCCUUGGAUGCGUUUAUGCAUGCUCAGGGUAAAUCCAUUUGCAAAACACAUUUAUCUCAGGAGCAUGAGAAAAAACAGAUUGUUGAAACUUCCAUUUGACAACUAUGUUGUAAAGUUCAUGUUUUUAGUUGUUUUGUUAAGGAAGCUGUUGUGUAGGCCUGUUGAGAACGAGCACGUGGUGUAUGUCAAGUGGGACCGAUUUGGCAUACUUUUAAUGUAGUUUGCAUAGCAGGUUAUUUGGAAGAUUCCAAUAAUUGAUUUUAGCUCAUCAAGGUUUCAGCAUAUUACUCUUUAACUGCUGUACCGACUUUGAACGUUCUAGCUGAUCAUCCAAAGAAGAGCUCUGUUGGAGUAUUCUGGAGAAGCGCAACUUUUAGUUGACUUACUUCAUUGCUCAUUCAAGUGUACUUGUGGAGGCCUUCCCCCUUUACAAUAUGUUGAGAUUCCUGAUGUCUUGAUCUUGUAAAAAAUUAACUUGUAUUCACCUGUGGGCUGUUGGGAAGUUUUUGUAGAUGUUGAUGUAUUCUCAUCUUGUAUGUGCAGUUUGCCCUGUAUGUUUGAUGUCUCCAUUAGUCUAUUUUUUAUCUGAUGCAUUUGGAGACUUGUUAGCAUAUGUUUAUGGUGUUUUUUGUGCAUCUUUUGUGUGCUACUGUCAGCGUCAAAAGGCAUGGGGACGGUCAGAGUAAACAUUUCAGUCACAUAGCUGUGUCCGCUUUUUUUUUUUCCUCCCUUUAAAUUCAAGUGAUCUCCUGAAGCUUCAUUGUAUGGGUAUGUGCAAAGCAUAGUGUUCUCUAUAGCUCAAUUUUUUUUUCUGUUGUUUUUUUUUUACUAAUACGGCUGUUUAUUUUUACUAUGAGACACAUUAUUCACUUGUCAUUUUUUUACAAAUGUCACUAUCAAAAAUGGCUUGUGGACUGCUCUCAUAUAGUAGGUCAGGUCUGUAGUGCAGAUCAAAUAAUAAAGUCAUGUCUCCCGUGGUCAGAUGUAAGCUAAGCAAACUGUCCAUGAAGACUAACCAGUGUGUUCGUAUUUGGUGUUGUGUUCGAAGUAGUUACAGCUGCCUACUUUUCUAUGACCUUCAACAUUAGAGGUAUGCAUUAAUGAGAAACCAUUCAUAAGGCAGUUUGACUAGUCAUCAGGGUCACUACUGCAGUAAUUUGCUGAAAAUGCUACCUCAUAGAGGCAACUUGACAUUGUACAUUACUCUGCUGUUAUUGGUGGCUUAGCCCAUUGUGUCAAACAUGUGUAGCUUGAUUUGCUACAUGCACAUGUUUAGGGCCAUACCACUGUGCAGUGCUUCUAUUGAACAACGUUAGAAUGAUUGGUGACAGCAAGCAUUAGGCGGUGGUCCAAAAAAGUAAAUAAAACAGAUUGUUAUUGCAGUGUGCUGCUGUAUUUGAAAGAAGCUAGGAUAGCAACUUCUUGUUUGUUAAGGGUUGGUUUUAUUAUUCCUGGGUAGCAAUGGCAUAUUGCAUAGUUGCACAAGCAGCAGUAAUUCUUAAAGUUUACCCUCGUGUAUUCUUACAACUGCUCUUGUUAAAUGGCUACGUAGACUCGUGUAAUAGCUAAGCUUUCUUUCUCUUUUAUAUCCUUUUUUUUUACAUAUAUGCAAAAUUAAGGGGUGUAUACGCCCACACAAACAUUACUGUAGCUGGAUAUUUCUGUACAGAAGUUAUGUUCUUCACACAAAGAUGCUACCCACAUAUACAGGAAUAAAUGAUUUGGCCUAUACUUUAUAGACACGCUGAGAAUGCUGAUGUGCAUAGCGCACUAGCAAGUACAAACCGUGUCAAUAUACAACAAUGGUUUUGCAUUGAAACUUCAAAACGUGGUUAGUUGUUUCCUGUCAUAGGAAGGUGGCAGUUAUCACCUGCUGUGGUUAUUGAAGUGUGGUGUAUAGACGGGUAGGAUUUAAGGUGCACUUUCUUCUUGGAAACUUUUACUUCAUGUUGAAAGUGUGGUAAUCCUACAAGCAUGGCUAUUACUUGAGCCUUUGUGGUAUCUGCAGCUGGGAAAUGGUGCCUUGUGAUUUUUUGUGACCCAACGAAUAACUGAUGUUGCUAAAUGUACAAUAAAUGAGCCUUUGGGUUCAGAAAACUGAAACUGAAGGAAUAAAUUAAAUAGAAGACUUGUAUUUGCUGGUUUGCUUUUAUGGGGCACUCACUUAUCUUACUGUGCGAUGUGAGAACCCUGCUUUAUAGGCAAUCACUAAUUUAAAUGUCUUUGGCGAGCUUUGACCAAUGUGCUUCAGUGAAACCCCUUUUUUGGGUGAGUUUGCUCAAAAUUGCUAUGAAAGGCAUCUAAGCAGGAAAAAAAGAAAACACACACACAAAAGAAGGACAUUGAGGACAUGUGCUCAUUGUAGUCACCUUUUUUUCCUUGUGUUUGUUUGACACUCGGAUUCCUUUUUUUGACCACUAAAGUGCUGAUAAGCACAGGCUGCUUUUAUUAGCCUCUACAGCAGGGUGGGAAAAUCUAAUGUGAUAUGGUUGAAGUUUAAACGACUUAUCAAUGAUUUGAACUAAUGUGAUAUGAUGUGUCACAUAAAAUUGUUAGCUUUGUGUAGCAGAACGACAACAGUUGCAUUACGUACUGCCAGUCAUUUACCUAGGUGUACUAGUGGCCUUCAGUUUAUAUUUGUUGUGUCUAAGACGUUGUGUUUGUACGUGAUCUGUCUGCAGUUCAACAGUGUUGCAAGAAGCUGUAAUUGAAUGUGUGGCUUUGAUGAAGGGAUUCCGUGCGGCAUUCGUCGUCGUUCUCGCAAACCCCCUCCCUUUCACCAGGAUACUUGGCUCCUCAAACGCUGUGCCCUUCGUAAGAUGACUUCGCCUAUCCAAGGACAAGGUGUUACUGACGAGUCCAUGGCCUUGCCGGUCGCGACUCCUCGAGCCGAACCGGAUCAAGCGACUGGUGAGCUUGCGCCGUGUGUGCCGCACGCCAGCGCCGAGGAAGAGCUCAGUCAGUUUCCCAGUGGGGCAGCCCUGGCGGCUGCCAAGGAGGCGCACUCCUCGUUGAGCCUUUACAGCGGCAAUUACAACGUCGCCAUUUUCGCCGCCCUCACCACCGGCGCCACCGUGGGCAUAGUGCUGCGCGGCCUGUCUACCAAGCCAUGGCCGGCACGACACGUCAUGUACCUGGCGUUCCCGGGCGAGUUGCUGAGGCGCAUGCUGCGCGAGGCGGCGCUCCCUCUGUGCGCGUCGAGCGUGAUCGCCGCCACGGGCAGCAUGCAGCGGCCGCUGUCGCUGCGCGUCGCCUGCUUCUCGCUCUUCUACGCGGUGGUCGUCAAGCUGGCGUCGCAGGGGAACGCCGUGCUGACCACGCUCGCGGUGCAGCCGGGUCGCGUCUUCGAGGCCGGCGAACUCCAGCGCCUGCUCGACGCCGUGCCGCCGCACGCACGACUGUACGAGCAUCCGUGGAACGGCACCGCCACCGACGUGCUCUACGACAUCGCCAGGACACUACUUCCGGAUAACAUCGUCGAAACGUUUCUAUACACAGACAUCGAUGAGCUAGUACCCUUUCCGAACAAGACGGGCGUGCACGUGGCCCCUUCGUCGCGGCUUGUCGCCCACCAGGCGAGCUUGCUGCUGUUCUGCGCCAUGCUGGGCGUCGUCCUGUCGACCCACGGAGGCAGCGGCACGCUCCUGGGUUUCUUCAUCGGCCUCAGCAACGCCAUGAUGUUCCUGGCGCACUUCAUACUGCUCUACGCACCGUUCGGACUGUUCUUCGCCACGGCCGCCUUUGUCGUGCAGACGCGCAACCUGCAGCCCCUGGCCUCCCACCUGGCGCUGUACCUGUUCACCGUGGGGCUGUCGCUGGUGGUGCACGCGCUGGUCGUGCUGCCGUUCGUGCUGGCGACCGCCACGGGGCGCAGCUUCCGUGGCCUGCUCCAGAACGCGGCCACCCCGCUGGCGGUGGCGUUCGGCGCCGCGUCGAGCAGCGAGACCGUGCCGCCCGCCAUCGCCGCGCUCGAGGAGAGCCUCAACCUGGACACCAGGAUCGUCCGGCUCCUGGUUCCCAUCGCGGCAGUUCUGAACACAGAUGGCACAUCAAUCUACAUCACCAUCAGCGCCCUGUUCUUCGCCCAGACGAAGACUGACUACGUUGAUCUUCGCACGGUCUUGCUUGUCUGCGCCCUGUCUGUGCUGUGCAGUAUGGCGGCGCCCACGACAGGCGGUCCGAGUUACCUGAGGGUCCGUCUGAUCCACGAAGCCGUCGGAAUGCCGACGGAUACCAUCGGGAUUCUCUUUAUCACAGACUGGAUUGUAAGCCGCCUGGCGACCGUGGUGGACGUGCUAACGGGUCUCGUUAGCGUCUAUGUGGUGCAGCACUAUUGCGGCUUGGAAGAACAGCCCACCAUGGAGGAUGCGAACAGGGACAUCCCGCCUGAGUAGUGUCCUCUCGAUGAGAGCGCACUGCCAGGAAACACUAACUCGCGUCUUGUCAGUCAUUUAAUGUGAUACCCGUGAUAAGAGUUCUAUACACUUUCAAUGCAAACUGGUUGAUUUAGUUUUUGAUUGAUUGAGUUUAACAUUACAAAGCACCAAUUCCGAUUUUUUAAAAUUUAUUUUACUUGUGCGCAAUGCGCGGUACACGAAUAUGGAGUCCAUCACGCGACCACAUGCUCAGCAGCAGAAUGUCAUUGCCGCUGCUCGCCACCGUAGCAAUUGAUUGAAUGAAGAGCUGUACACAUCUGCCAAA